UUACUCUGUGGGCGUUUACUGACCUUUGACCUCUGUGGGAGUGACCAAUAACCAGCCUCUGCUCUGCUCCUCAAACUGAGUCUGUUUAAUUAUUAUCUAAGUGAAGUGAGUUCAGGCUAAACUUGGUUUCUACUGCAGAAACAGCAGGUCCCAGCUGAAAACGGAGCCCGGAUGAGUCAUCUCCGCUACGUCAGGUGUGUAAAGAAACUGUGGGCUCUAGCACAAAGGUUGUGGGUUUUUAAAACCACAGCACAACGACACCAGAAGGUGAUGGAGGAGGAGAAACCUUGGGCUCUGAUCUCAGAGGUGGGAGGAGACGGGCUCCUCGAGGACGUCACCGACGUCCUGACGCGACACUUCCACAUCAUCAGCCACAGAGACUUCCUGCAGAACCCCCGGCUGCACGGUCCCAGGAUCCGGGCCGUGUUCCAGUGGAACGCGCAACCCGUCGCCGAGCCGGCGCUGCUCGCUCUGCUCCCGUCGCUGAAGGUGGUCGCCAACGGGGGGGUGGGCGUGGACCACCUGGACGUGGGGUACAUCAACAGCGUGGGGGUGAAGGUGACCAACACGCCGGCAGUGGUGAGCAGCGCCACCGCAGACAUGGCCAUGGGUCUGCUCCUGGCGUCGGCCCGGAGGAUCGUUGAAGGUCACCAGGUCGCCGUUGACCCCAAAGCCGCCGCGCCGAUAGCCAAUAAUCUGCUGGGAGUUGAGGUCACAGGCUCCACUCUGGGAAUCAUCGGAAUGGGAGACAUCGGAUACAAGAUCGCUCAGAGGAGUAAAGGGUUUGACAUGAAGAUCCUCUAUCACAACAGGAAGCGACGGAGUGUCGAGGACGAGCGGGCGGUGGGAGCGACCUACUGCCCCAACGUGGACGAGCUGCUCCAAGGGUCCGACUUCGUCAUGGUGGCGGUGAACCUGACGCCGGAGACCACGGGCCUGAUCGGCCACCGAGAGCUGUUGCUCAUGAAGCCCACGGCAACGCUGGUCAACGUCAGCAGAGGGCUGGUGGUGGACCAGGACGCGUUGGUUAAAGCCCUGCUGUGUGGGAGCAUCCGGGCCGCGGCUUUGGACGUGACUCACCCUGAACCGCUACCAAGGGAUCAUCCUCUUCUCAGCCUCCCUAAUGUGCUGAUCACACCCCACGUCGGCACCCACACCUACGCCACAACACGACGCAUGGUCCAGAUGAUGGCGGACAGCGCUCUGGCUGUGAUACAGGGCCAAGUGGUUCCCAAUGAAGUCACAGCAAAAUAAUAUCUGCCUUCAUGUAGAGUUAUGUUGGUAUUUUGAGACAAUGUUUGCUUAGAAUUGCUGUAAGAAAAAACUCUUACAUAUCAAGAAUGAAUUUAAAAUGACGUUUAACCUAAAAUAAGAUAAGUAAUAAAGCUACUUCAAACUUUC
Messenger RNA from Betta splendens (Siamese fighting fish), 1401 nucleotides. RefSeq lists its product as uncharacterized. The transcript has 7 exons. Gene Ontology annotation, cellular component: cytosol. The coding region runs from base 172 to 1254 and encodes 360 amino acids. NCBI's taxonomy places the organism in Eukaryota, Metazoa, Chordata, Actinopteri, Anabantiformes, Osphronemidae. The record is from RefSeq and is a predicted model, not a curated record. Gene Ontology annotation, molecular function: hydroxypyruvate reductase [NAD(P)H] activity; NAD binding; glyoxylate reductase (NADPH) activity.